Molecule: messenger RNA, 3936 nt
Organism: Achroia grisella
Lineage: Eukaryota; Metazoa; Arthropoda; Insecta; Lepidoptera; Pyralidae
Gene: RecQ4
Product: ATP-dependent DNA helicase Q4
Exons: 1
Coding region: 86-3910 (1274 amino acids)
Biological process (GO): double-strand break repair via homologous recombination; DNA replication
Cellular component (GO): nucleus; cytoplasm; chromosome
Molecular function (GO): ATP binding; zinc ion binding; four-way junction helicase activity
Source: RefSeq, a predicted model, not a curated record
UUAUGUUCUCUGUAUAGUACAGUUUUGGCUGAACGCUUAUUUAUGUAAUUUAUUUUUAAUACUCUAAAAACUAUUCCUAUUUAAUAUGGAUUUUAUUAAUAAAGACAAAGUGUAUCUGAAAUGUAAACAUACCGUGAAAACUUGGGAAAAAGACUUUAAAACAAAACAUGCCCGCACGCCGUCCAAAUUGGACAUUAAAGAAGCUCCAGCUAAAAUAAAGUAUGCGUAUAAAAAAUAUUUUCAGUUGAAAAGUUCAGCUCUAGAAACUUCUUUAGCAGUAUGUGAUUUCGAAGAAGAGUCCAUAAUAAGUCAAUCGCCGGAGAAAGUUCGGAAUUUAGAAAAUACUUAUGAGUUUUCACAUCCUCAAUCUGAGUUACUACCGGAUUUGCCCACAGGUCAAGAACUAGAACAACUUUUAUCAAACCAUGAACACACGAAAUCAAAAAGUUUGGAAAAUCAUAGUACAUUUGUUGAUAAUGUAUCAAAAAAAAUAUUUCAAUCUAAAAAGUUUUCCCUAAGAAAUCCAAGAAAAAUAUCCAUUUCAAAAAAUCGAUCUAUAACAGAUAUAGAGAAUAGUAUUAUCGAAAAAACUAACAAUGAAACAGGCACUGAUGUUUUUAUAGCAGAGGAAAAGGACCAAACUAAUGAUACAUUUACUUUUGGUAGUAGUUCCACAUGCACAGCAUUAAACUUGUUCACUAGCAUGAAUAAUAUGAUGGAAUUAGUACCAAAACUGAGACAAGUUGAUGAGGCAUGGUUCAAACGGGCAACUGGGCUUACUAUAUCUCAAAAAGAAGCAACGGACACUAAUACAAAAGCAGAAUUUGGAUUAAGUAAUGUAAAAGUUGCAAAACUGAAUGAUAAACCUAUUGAUUAUAUUGAAAAUAGUGAAUCUGAAGGGGAUGAUAAUAUAUUAAUCAGUAAGUUAAAACCUGCUCUCAAGAAAAGAAAACUAGACAAUGCUGUAAAUUCAAAAGAAAAAAUUAAUCAAGUAGGAAUGCAUGAUCAAGCUGCUAGUGAACCGUCACACUGUGUUGUAAGUUCAGAUAAGAAAACAAAAACUAUAUCAAAACAUAGAAAGUCACAAAAAAUGACUGCUGAAUGCAGCGAACAACAACCACCAUCCAUAGCAGAGUUUUUACCUUUUGGUUUAGAGAAGGAUAUUGUUCCACGUCAUAGUGAUAUUACAAAUAUUUUAAAUACAUUUUCCACUGAUGUAGUGAUAGAAAAUAAAUCUGAAACCUCAUAUGAUGCUAAAGAAAACAAUGAAAGAGAAAUUCUUAAUAAAAUUAAAAGUGGGACCUUAAAUGAGAAUUAUGUGAAAAUUAAUAUUGAAAAGAAAGUAUUUGUUAGAGGUAAAAAGAACAUCAAUUAUUCAAAAUAUAAAAAACAACAAUGGAAGGAUAAAAAAGCACUUCAUGGUGGUAUGGAAUUUCCAGAGUGUGGUAAAAUGAAAUGUUUUAAAUGUGGGUUACCUGGCCACAUGGCAAGAUACUGUACUGCACACAUAGGAGAUACACUUUUACCUUUACAUAAAUAUGAUGAAAACACAUUACCAUCUUUAGAAAACAUGCAAGAUAUUAUAGAUAAGGAAACAAACAAUAUGUCUCUUUCAGAUCAGCUAAGUUUAUCAAUUUAUAAAUCUAGUAAAAUUCCAGAAUCUGUCCUGAAUGUACUGGCUGCUACUGAAGAUAUUCAUACUAAUGUUAAACCAAUCUACACAUAUGAUAGUUUAGAAACUCCAACAGAAUUAUAUGAAACCCUCCAAAAAUUUGGACAUGAAAGAUUUCGUUCUGGUCAAGAAGAAACAAUCAAAAGGAUUUUAAGUGGCAUGUCAACAUUGUUAAUAUUAUCAACAGGAGGUGGUAAAUCACUUUGUUAUCAGCUUCCUGCUUACAUCUAUAGUCAAUAUUAUAAAUGUAUAACUUUAGUGAUUUCACCAUUAGUUUCAUUAAUGGAGGAUCAAGUACUUAGUAUGCCUGAAUUCUUAAAGGCUGGUUGUUUACAUACAAACCAGCCCCCUAGUCAACGUCAAAAAAUAAUACAAUGUUUAAAAAAUCAAGAAAUUAAUGUUCUUCUGAUAUCUCCUGAAGCUUUGGUAUCUGUAGAAUCAUCUACUGGUUUCUCAGGAAUCUUUAAAUCAUUACCCCAAAUAGCCUUUGCCUGUAUUGAUGAAGUACAUUGUGUUUCACAAUGGAGUCAUAAUUUUAGGCCCAGUUAUUUAAUGAUAUGUAGAGUGUUGCAAGAAAAACUCAAUGUGAAAUGUAUUCUGGGUCUGACAGCCACUGCUAGUCAACAAACAGUCAGAAGUAUAAUUAGUCACAUAAAUAUACCUGAUGAUAUAACUGGUGUUAUAACAAAUCCAACAUUACCAGAUAAUCUAUGUUUAUCAGUUUCUUUUGAAAAAAAUAAAGAUCAAGCUCUAGUAGCUUAUCUUAAAUCAAAAGAAAUUUGUUAUUCUAAUUCUAUUAUUGUGUAUUGCAUAAGAAGGGAUGAAUGUGAAAGAGUUGCUGCCUUACUUAGAUCAUGUCUUCAAGAACCUAAUAAACUUGAUAUGGAACGACAGCAUAAACGAAAAAGAAUGUCCUAUAUUGUUGAAGCAUAUCACGCUGGAAUGUCUGGAGCACAAAGGAAAAAAAUUCAAAAACAUUUUAUGGAUGGUACAUUAAAAAUUAUAGUUGCAACAGUAGCUUUUGGUAUGGGAAUAAAUAAAUCAAACAUUAGAUGUAUUAUACAUUACAACAUGCCAAGUAGUUUUGAGUCCUAUGUUCAAGAAGUAGGUCGUGCAGGGCGUGAUGGACAGAAUGCUUAUUGCCAUGUAUUUAUGAAUGACAGUAAUAAUGAUAAAAAUGAACUUCUUAAACAUAUCCAUGCUAAUAGUGUUGAUAGACCUACAGUAAGAAAAUUACUACAAAAAGUAUUUUUGCCAUGCAAAUGUGGUCAAAGUGAUGGAAGAAAAGAACUUCCUUCUACAAGCACAAAUACUAGCAAGAGAUGUAAAGGACAUGAGGUUGGAAUACCAAUUGAUAGUACAGUAGAAGAAUUAGAUUUAUCCCCUGAAAAUAUAUCUACAUUAUUAUGUUAUGUGGAACUCCAUCAUAAAAAAUACAUUAAGGUACUUAAUAAUUCUUAUACUAUGUGCAGAAUUUCAUCAUAUGGUGGUCCAGAUAAAAUUUUAGAAGCUGCUAAGAUUUGUUGCCCUCUUGCAAUGGCAUAUUUGCUUUUAAGCAAAAAAGACCCAGACAUUUUAGCCAAAAAUAUUUUAGAGUUUAAUGUAAUUGAAGUUGCAGCAGCUAUUGGUUGGGAAAGUGGGGUGACUAAAUAUCACUUAAAGAAUUUAGAAUGGAACACUGAAGACGGAGUACCUAAACGAUCUCUUUUAAAAGUUGAGCUUAACACCCUGGGGUUUAAAAUAAGGGCUCCAGGAGACUUGAGCCCAAUUGAACUUGAUUCAAUUUUAGAUGACAUACAUGGAUCUGUUAUUCUUCAGGAGAAAACCAUGUUGUAUCAAGUAGAAGAAAUAUAUAAAGCAUUUACUACCGUCGCAUUUUAUUCCUUCGAGAAUCUUCAAUCGUGUGGAACUUCAUUAGAUGUUAAGUCGAAUGAACUUAAAUGCAUAAUAAAGAAAUAUUUUCAAAGAAAUGAGGCUCUACCAGUAGACAUUACAUUUGAACAAAGACCACUGGACGUCAAUCGAGUAACAUCUGAUAUUAGAGCAUUAAUGUCUUCAUACAAAGAUUGUAAUUUUACUGGUCGUAGUAUUGCCAGAAUUUUUCAAGGAAUUUCAUCACCAAACUAUCCAGCAAUUGUUUGGGGUAGAACUAAAUUUUGGCGAUCCCAUAUACAUGAAGAUUUUUAUGGCAUAAUUAAAAUUGCAACUCAACAAAUUCUUGAAAUGAAAAUGACAUGAAUCUUGUAAUAUAUAUUAAUAAACAA